CGUGUUUACACGGGGGAGGAAAACAGCGCCAAGCUGGAAGGGCGUGACUUAUUCGUAAGGCGCCGUAAUACAUAUAAAGUGCACUAAUCGGUUACUUCCUGGAUGGUGAGUGCCGAUACUGGGGGCGGUGGUCCCAGAAUGAGGACAGACAUGGAGCAAAGGGAAAGAGGAUAUUUGUAAUGUGCCAUUGUAAUGAGAUUAUUAGGUCCUGAAUCAACAUCAUAAGCCACGCACACAGACAGGGAGUAGCGCCCACAAAAACCGAAGGAAAUUUAGACUAGUCACUGACUAGAAAAAGUUGUACUACGUCAGGGUUGAACUGCUUGAUCUGACCUCCAAGGAAGGAGCUGAGAUUGAUUUGAGUGCCCUACAUACAGUGUAUGUGGAGCCCUGUCAGACUCACUGCUAUUAUUCUACUGCUGGGGCUGAAGCUGUUUAAACUUGAGACGGUAUUUUUACAGCUUUCCGAACACGUCGAUGCCAGUGCAAGUCUUUAGCCGUAGAAGCUAGUUAAUCAGUAGUGGCUUUGAUUUCAUGUGCCCGCCGUCUUACCAUGCAUCGUCUAACUGUGCUGACUCACCUAGCGUUGAACGUAGGUGUUGUCUCGGCAGAGCUUUCUCAGGCUUUGGUAUAUGCCAUAGCAUUUGGCACGACUGCGGGCGUGUUAUUUCUCGCUGCUGUUGCGCUAUUGGUAUUUGUCUGCCUCCAGCAACGCAAAUCCAAGACAAAAAAGCCACGAAGUCACCACAUGAACCCUGUGAUAAACAAAUACAUGGCCUCCAUACAAGACUUCAGGAACGAACCUCCCAUCGACACAAGCGAGCCCAAUACCUUGUACGAUGAAGAUCCUGUCCCAGAUCCCGACUCUGAGUCUUUUUACAACUUUAGACACAAUGGCGGGCCUUCUCGUCCACCAUAUUAUAACAGGAGCCUUGGUGGUUUCCCCCAAAAUGGCCGUCCAGCAUCUGUUGCACGCGGACGUCUUGGAACACAGCAUAGUGGCGGAUCACGUGGCCAGGGUCCUGUAUCGAUUGGUCGAGACCCGUACGAUCCCACAGGACAAACACAAAAUGUACCGAGAGCUGGUGGUAACAGUUAUCCAUCAAGACUGCCAAAGACGGCGGACAGAACCGACCUUUAUAAUCCGAUAUAUGUAAACUACUUUUACAAUGAGGCACGUGCUCGAGGAUCGGAAGGUCAAUACAGAGGUGAAACUCCAAGACAAAUUAGUACGGAUAGCCAAUACCCUCAGGCCAGUGGGCCCUCACAAAUACCCGAGACGCGUGACCAGCAGGACACCGAACCCAGAUAUGAAAACACACAUACUAUGGCAGCUUACAACAGAAAAUACUAUCUCCCACCUGAUUACGACUAUCCGGAGGAAAAUGAACAAGCACGAGUAGGUGUGCAAGACAGGAUAUCAUACGUACCUCCCUCUACCGAGGAACCUCGUUCUGACUUCCAGAGUCAUCUGCAGCGUAAUAGGUGGAGCGCCUAUAGCGAUAGAGGUGCGGGAAACGGAGUGACUAACACGGACCAGUACGUAAGAGGUAAUCCUCCUGCAAGCACUCGACUUGAACAAAAAGGCAAUGCAGCAGACGACACGGGGUGGACAGAUUAUGAUGGAAUCAGUUUUCCUCAUGAUGUCUCCAAAUCUUAUGCACAAAACUGGGAUCAACCAAAAAUGGACGCCAUGACAAAGUCAACUCCAGCGAUUGACCGAGGUCGGUCUACAAGACAAACUGAAAAUAACCUUAAUUACACAUCCGCUCGGCACCAACACGCCCGACUUCACAGCCAACAAUAUGGCGUAGCUUUACCUGGAAUAGGGGGCGUCCAAAGCAGGCGUUAGAUCCCAGACAUUGGAUUUAAAAAAUAUUUUGAACGAGGAAAAUGAGGACGUGGUUUCAUUUCUGCUUAUUUAACAUAGCCGCAUCUGUAUUUUAACCCACUAAUCUUAAGAUGCGAGGAUAAAUACGAGGAAUGUUUCAAUUAAGUGGUUAUUACUACGAUGAUACACGUACAUGAUUUUAUUGUUUGCUCUGUUGUGUCAUUAACUACAACCUGGGUAUAAAUGCCGCUAUUAAAUAUAACAUAAGUACCUUUAAAUCAAUAGUACGUAGAAAUUUAUAGUCUCGUUUCCUGAGAAAAUCAUUUUGCGGUAUUGCUUUUCGGGUACAAAGGCAGUUAUGAAAAAUCCAUCGUGCCGUAUAAAGUGGCCAUACACAAACGCUGACUGUAUUCAAGAUCUCGCAUCAUCAUACUGUUGUUAAACUGUUUUUAUUUUAAUCAGAAUUGUUUUAUUAUUAAAAAGGAAGGACAGAU
This is a messenger RNA of Lingula anatina, 2325 nucleotides long. RefSeq lists its product as uncharacterized. The record is from RefSeq and is a predicted model, not a curated record. NCBI's taxonomy places the organism in Eukaryota, Metazoa, Brachiopoda, Lingulata, Lingulida, Lingulidae.